Molecule: messenger RNA, 309 nt
Organism: Drosophila teissieri
Lineage: Eukaryota; Metazoa; Arthropoda; Insecta; Diptera; Drosophilidae
Gene: Eig71Ei
Exons: 3
Coding region: 1-309 (102 amino acids)
Source: RefSeq, a predicted model, not a curated record
AUGUUAAAACUUUUGCUGUCACUAGCUUUUGUGUGCUUGUUUAUGGCUUACAUACAAGCCAAUCCUGAAGAAGCUAACAGACGACAUAACCUCUGCAUUCGCUCCUUCGAUAAGUGUAUCGAAAAUGAAGCUAGGUUGGGAAAACAGGACGAUACUUCCAAGUUCUUUAACGACUAUUGUCGCCGAUCUGAUUCUGGCUGGUCAGAUGUAAGCAGAUGUGAUCUUCUCCGUAUAGCCUGUUUAUCUACUGUGCGCGAUUGCGAAACACCGACUUGCAAGAAUGUUGCCCACCGCAUGCGUCUUUGGUAA